AUGGGGAGGGCGGCGGCUCGCGGAUCUCGGCGGGCGACGGGCGGCGCGACGGCUGGGCGCGGGGGCUUCGGCCCUCGGGGCUUCGGUCUGAUUACAGACGAGGAGAUCUUCAAAGACUACGAGGCGGCCGUGCCCUUCUAUGCGCUGGCCGGCCUGGGCGUCGCCGUCCACUGCAUCCCGCUGGGCAAGGCACCCGGCGACCCCUGCCCCACCACCGUGCAUGACUUCCUCGGCGACGAGCUCUACACGGAGCUCCCCGACCACCGCUUCCGCGUCACCGCCGACUUCGUCGCCGCGGCGGCCGACCCGUCCUCAUACGACGCGCUCGUCGUCCCGGGCGGCCGCUUCGUGGAGCAGCUCAGCAUUGACCCCGAGGCGGUCGCGCUCGUCGGGGCAUUCGCGGGCGAGCUGCGCAGGCCGGUCGUGCUCACGUGCCACAGCCAAGUCCUGCUCGCCGCCGCGGGCGCCAUGGGCGGCGUCCGGUGCACCGCCUUCUUCAGCCUGCGGCCCGUGGCGGAGCUAGCCAGUGGGACCUGGGUCGAGCCCGAUCCCUUCGGCCUCCGCGUCGCCGAUGGCCACGUCCUGACCGCCAUCGCGCGGCUCCUGUCUGCCAUGGGCGCGCGAGUCCACGGCGGGCGCGGCCAGGGCGUCCUCUUCCUCUACGCCGACUACGUGGACGACUACGAGGCGAACGUGCCCUUCCGCGCGCUGGACGCCAUGGGAUGCCGCGUGGAGGCGGCGUGCCCGACGAAGCGCAAGGGCGAGGCGUGCGUCACGGCGAUCUACGAAGACGUCGCCGGCGCAGCCCCCGACACGGUCAGCGACGAGAAGCACGAGGAUAACUUCGCGAUGACCGUGGACUGGGCCAACAUCGACGUCGACGACUACGAGUGCUUGGUCGUGCCCGGCGGCCGGUUGCCGGAGCUGCUGGUGACCAAAGAGGAGGUGGUGGCGCUGGUGGCGAAGUUCGCCGCCAAGGGGAAGGUGGUCGGCAGCAUCGACCAGGGCCACCUCGUCCUCGCCGCGGCGGGGCUCCUCAAGGGCAAGAGGUGCAUGGGCAGAGUGCCCAUGAGGGUGAUCUCCAAUCUCACCGGCGCGGUGGGUGUGGAGCCCGAAGGGGCGGUCACCGAUGGGAAGCUCGUGACGGCGGCGAGCUGGCCGGACCUUGCCGAGUUCAUAGCUCACCUCAUGGAUCUCUUGGGCAUCACAGUCUCCUUCUGA
Messenger RNA from Hordeum vulgare subsp. vulgare (domesticated barley), 1221 nucleotides. RefSeq names its product DJ-1 protein homolog E-like. The record is from RefSeq and is a predicted model, not a curated record. NCBI's taxonomy places the organism in Eukaryota, Viridiplantae, Streptophyta, Magnoliopsida, Poales, Poaceae. The transcript has 2 exons. Bases 1 to 1221 code for a protein of 406 amino acids.